Molecule: messenger RNA, 4781 nt
Organism: Hemiscyllium ocellatum (epaulette shark)
Lineage: Eukaryota; Metazoa; Chordata; Chondrichthyes; Orectolobiformes; Hemiscylliidae
Gene: abcf2a
Product: ATP-binding cassette, sub-family F (GCN20), member 2a
Exons: 15
Coding region: 153-2042 (629 amino acids)
Molecular function (GO): ATP binding; ATP hydrolysis activity
Source: RefSeq, a predicted model, not a curated record
GCCAGGCUCUAGGGAAGGGUAGGCAGAAGCCGGUCGGCACGCGGCUUAUCGAGGUGUCACUGACGGACCGGUGUCAGACAGGACGGCAACCGACAAUCUACCGUCCGGCUUCUCCAGAUUGUACUUCCACUAAUACAUACAAGUCAAUAGCCAUGCCUUCUGAUUUGGCCAAGAAAAAGGCAGCUAAGAAGAAGGAAGCUGCAAAGGCUCGGCAGCGUAAACCCAAGACCAUUGAUGCACCUGAGGAAAAUGGUGACGUUGGUGUAGAGAGGGUGGACAAUUCAGAAACGCCGCAACUGAAUGGCUCUUCUGUUCAUGAUGCAGGAGUGGCACAAAUUACCAAUGAGCUUGAUGAUUUUGAGUUGAAGAAAGCAGCAGCACGAGCAGUCACAGGAGUCCUGGCCUCGCACCCUAAUAGCACGGAUGUUCACAUCAUUAACUUGUCACUCACUUUCCAUGGACAGGAGCUGCUGAGCGACACGAAGCUUGAGCUAAAUUCUGGCCGGCGUUAUGGGCUGAUUGGUCUCAAUGGAACUGGGAAAUCCAUGCUGCUAUCUGCUCUGGGCCAUCGGGAGUUACCAAUACCAGAGCACAUUGACAUUUAUCAUCUUACACGGGAGAUGCCACCCAGUGACAAAACACCACUCGAAUGUGUGAUUGAGGUGGAUAAUGAACGUAUUGAGCUGGAGAAAGAAGCAGAGCGUCUGGCCCAUGAAGACUCGGAGUGUGAGAAACUUCUACAGAUCUAUGACCGUUUGGAGGAAUUGGAUGCAGACAAGGCAGAAAUGCGAGCAUCCCGGAUUCUCCACGGGUUAGGGUUUUCACCAGCCAUGCAGCGGAAGAUGAUGAAGGAUUUUAGUGGAGGCUGGAGGAUGAGAGUGGCCCUUGCAAGAGCAUUAUUUAUCAAACCCUUCAUGCUUUUGUUAGAUGAGCCAACUAAUCACCUCGAUUUGGAUGCCUGUGUGUGGCUGGAAGAAGAAUUAAAAUCAUUCUCCCGGAUCCUUGUCCUUGUAUCUCAUUCCCAGGAUUUCUUGAAUGGAGUUUGCAACAAUAUUAUUCAUAUGCACAACCGCAAACUGAAGUAUUACACUGGUAACUAUGACCAAUAUGUGAAGACCAGGCUGGAACUGGAGGAGAACCAAAUGAAACGGUUCACCUGGGAACAAGAUCAGAUUACACACAUGAAGAACUAUAUUGCCCGCUUUGGACAUGGCAGUGCCAAGUUAGCUCGACAAGCUCAGAGUAAAGAGAAGACACUGCAGAAGAUGAUGGCCUCUGGGCUCACAGAGAAAGUCAUCAGCGACAAGACAUUGUCAUUCUGCUUCCCCUCCUGUGGGAAGAUCCCUCCUCCUGUUAUCAUGGUACAGAAUGUAAGCUUCAAGUACACGAAGGAUGGGCCGUUAAUCUAUCGAAAUUUGGAGUUUGGUAUUGAUUUGGACACCAGGGUGGCCCUGGUUGGGCCAAAUGGAGCUGGAAAGUCUACCUUACUGAAACUAUUGGCAGGUGAUCUCUUGCCUUGUGACGGAAUGGUUCGAAAACACUCGCAUGUCAAGAUUGGACGAUACCACCAGCACUUGCAAGACCAGUUAGAGCUGGACCUGUCUCCAUUAGAGUACAUGAUGAAAUGCUAUCCAGAGAUCAAGGAGAAGGAGGAAAUGAGGAAGAUUAUUGGGCGUUACGGGCUCUCGGGAAAACAGCAGGUAAGCCCAAUCCGGAAUCUCUCUGAUGGACAGAAGUGCCGUGUAUGCUUUGCCUGGUUGGCUUGGCAAACCCCACACAUGCUUUUCCUUGAUGAACCUACAAACCAUCUGGACAUUGAAACCAUUGAUGCCCUGGCUGAUGCCAUCAAUGAGUUUGAGGGUGGAAUGAUGCUCGUCAGCCAUGAUUUCAGGCUCAUUCAACAGGUUGCUCAGGAGAUCUGGGUGUGUGAGAAGCAGACUAUCUCCAAGUGGCAAGGGGACAUUUUGUCUUACAAGGAACAUUUGAAGUCAAAGAUGCUUGGUGACAACCCUCAGAACAGCAAGAAGACUCCCAGUGUCUGAAGUAUUCUUAAUAACUUGGCAUCAUUGUUAGGAGAAAUUCUAAGAACAUUACAGAUCAUCCUUUUAGAAUCCAGGCGGCUCAACACAGCAGUAUGGGUGUGGCUGAGUUUUAAGCAUGCUGGAUAAUUUAAAAAUCAAAUUCAAAAAAUAAAUUGCUGUUCACAUGUUAGGUUCCUGAUCCUCGAGGCUGUAGUUUUCACCUGAUUGGAAAUAGCAGGUAGGUGUUUUUAAAACUAAAACACAGCCCAAUGCUUGCUGCCAUCCUCCAGCUAAAUAUUGAGGAAUUUGUCAUCUUGGAGCUUACUCUGAUGAGUUAGGUGCUGCCAAUGUUAUCCCUUUGUCUUGCUGCAACAGCACCGCCUUUACAAAACUCAGUUCUGUGUAAAAGAUCUGACCUGUCUGAAAUAACUGGUCCUGCAUGAGCCGUCAUCCUCUGCUCCACUCCUGGGGUUUUGCCCAUAGCCAUAACCAAGCCUGUCUCCAGACCUGCUCCCAUUCAUUAAAGGUUACCAGAAGUGCUGUAAGCUGAGAUGUGAAUGCUGGGCUACUUUGUGUUCUUCUCAUAACCUUGUAGUCUCUUCAGGACUUGGUAACCAAGCAGAGUUGCAGUAGUUUGCCAAGAAACAUAGCACCUCUUCCCUGUGCUGGGUCUACAGCUCUUUGCAUAUGCCAUAGGAGCCCAGGUGGGGAGCUGUGCUUACUCCAAUCUCUGGCGUAGGGGUUGAUUUAGGGGCUUGUGUAUGUUUUGAAGAGGACACUGCUCUAUGUGGCAAAUGCAUAAUGUUAACCCACAUUUCCCAUUUACUUGUAUUUUUUAUGUUCUGUUUUCCUUGUUCAAAUUGCAAGUCAUUUUAAACUUUGUCCAUCUCCAGAUGAUGGUACUGGUGGUCAGUUCUGAUUAAAGCCCAGACCAAUGUUAUAAAUAUUGCUGAUUUUUGCAUUGAUACUUGCUGUGUUGUUGGAAAGCCAUCAACAGCUUGAAUGUAAGGCUUCCGAGAGAAGGUUUAGGAAAGAACCUGGAUGGAACUCUGUUUAUUUAUUUUGUGUAUUAUGCACUGAGAGCCUUCACUGUACAUAAUCCUGGCCUCUUUGGCUGACACUGAAGUGCUGUUACUGUGUAACCUUCCAAUGGUGAAUCUGUUGUCUGUCUUUACUCUGCUCAUCCUUUCAUUGCAACAUGUGAAGCUGUAAGUUGUUUCAAAGACUUGCAGGGUUCAAAUCCAAAAUACCCUGUCCCUGAAGAGAUUAUUGAUGUUUGCAGGAUUCCUUCCAUUUUCACAAGGGAGUUGUUGAAUUGAUUCAGUAACUUGGUGUCACUUUUUGGAGAUGCUGGUGUUGGACUGGGGUAUACAAAGUUAGAAAUCACACAACACCAGGUUAUAAUCCAACAGGUUUAUUUGGAAGCACUAGCUUUCGGAGCGCUGCUCCGAACCACCUGAUGAAGGAGAGUUGCUCCGAAAGUUACUACUUCCAAAUAAACCUGUUGGGCUAUAACCUGGUGUUGUGUGAUUUCUAACUUUGGUGUCACCUGUUAGAGAACCACAAUACUUAGGCACUUGGCUUGAUGCUGACAGUACGCUCUGUUCAGUGUGGGUUUUCUCAAUUCUGUGGAUGCUGACCUGUUGCAGUAUGUGAGAUCCCAUUCCAUUUAUUAAUGAGGGUGAGCUGCCAGCCUAGUAUUCAGCAGUUGUUUAUGUGCAAGACUCCACCUGCACUGCCUGUAAAGCUGCUCCAGGCUCGGCUGGAUCUUAGUGAUAUGCAUGUUUCCAGUUUGUGGUACUAUUGAGACACUACGACCUCCCGUGGCCGAUUGGUAUAAGAAUAGAGAACGUGGAAGUGUGGGGGUGUCUCAUGGGUUAUUCUGAAUAAGAGACUGAAUUUACUUACUUUUCCCUUUGUUAGAUGUUGCAUGUAGCAUUCACACCUCCUCCAAUGCUUUUUAAAAAUAUAAACAGUGAUCAACUUUAGCUCAGAUGCACAAGCAACAUUUGAGCGCACAGUGUGCUGCAAGAGAAGUGGGUGGUGGUUAUGAAACCCAUCUCUCCAUCUUGAAUUUCAAAGGUAUGGAAAUUUCUUCAGUUGUAAGAGUGGAGUUUCCUCAUUAUUCAUCUUAAAAGGUGCUACUAUGACCAUAUUUCCCUAAAACAUGUACAUUCAGUGAUUGAGAAUGUUUCAAAUGCUUUUCUUUACCUGACCGGUGAUUUGGAAUCUUGAAGUUUGAUUGUCACCUUUAUGGCCAGUGAAUCUUUCUGUCUAGUUUCUCUUCCCAUCUCUGUAUACAUGCUCACACACCGUGGUCCACAGGGUACCAUUCUGCUUUUCUUCCUCUUCCUACCUGAUCCCAACUUGCGCUUUAACCCCCUACUUAUAGAGGGUGGGGCAGCAUUCCCUAUAGUCAGAUGCAAUGCACCCUGCAAUUACUCCUACCAUUGACACAUCAGUACUGUACUCCAGUGUUAUUGGCAGAUCUGUGCCCCUAGUGAUACACUUUAAUUGAUAGACCUGUUUGGAAGGAGAGAAUUAUAUUUGGUAGAUGUGAACAUAGCAUAUCAACUUUUUUUUUCUGGAAUUGCUUGGUUUCUUUGCAAUGUAAUAAUUCAUUGAAUCUCAUUUUGAAAAGUAAAUUGCAACUUUUGAAUCCCUGAAAGUAAAAUGCAACUGAUCAUCUGGAGACAAGAGACUGCAGAUUGUUUGGUUCAAUGUUAUAUUUGAGGGAAAAUAAAGUUUACUGGAGAGUGU